AUGUGCGAAGCGAGUCCCCAGAGAGACGGGAUCGAGGCCAAACGAAGAAAGGUCCGUAAAGGCACUCAAAGCUGCUGGGAAUGCAAGCGGCGUAAGGUUCGGUGCAUUUUCGGUUCGCCCGCGAGUAUCAUCUGCGAUAAUUGCAAGCGACGCCGCACUUCUUGCAUCAGCCAGGAGUAUCCUGAUCAGCAAGUGCCAUCUGCAACCAGUGAUCCGAUUGAAGCGAGGCUCGGCCGGGUGGAGGCCCUUGUUAAGCAACUGGCCCAUAACGCAGGCAUCUUUCCGUCCUUGCAAUCCCCCGGAUCACCUGCAAGGGAACUCCCUGAGACUCAGCAAGUGUCGCCGGCACCGGAACAUGGGGAGGAACCCCGGGAGAAGGCCGUCUCUACGAUCAGCAACACAGUGCACACUCCCGGUCCUGAACCCUCAAAUUGCUUGGGGUCCUCUUUUAUACCGCGUUCUCCAGUCACCGAGCUUCCUCGCGCUCCAGACAGACGAGCUAUAGGCAAGCACGAGGAUGUGAUCCGCGGGCUUAUCGGGGCGUGGCCCAGCCAGACCGAACUUGACCUCCUUUGCAGUCUCCCCGUUGGCUCCUCGAUGUAUUUGCAUUGUGGAGUGUGCGCACAUUAUCUCAAUUUCGAAGGUCAAACCCCUCCAUCGCCGCACGAGGUUUUGCAAUUGCCCCCACCGGGGUCCCAUCCAGUGCUGGUCGCGCGUAAGCUUCUGAUGCUCGGUACCUUCCUGCAAGGAGUUCUUCCGUCCUCGAUCCAAGGCUUAGAGAACCAGGGCAUUUCCUACCGCUAUACCAUGUCCCGUGUUGUGGACAGUGCUGUCAGACUCGUGACCACCAAUGAUGAGCUCACCGGCUCCGUGGAGGGCCUUGAGUGCAUUAUGCUUGAAGCAAUGUAUCACAACUACGCUGGAAACCUUCACAAGUCGUGGAUGGCGAUACACAGGGCGUGCGCCGUAGCCCAGAUGAUGGCAAUACAUCGCGGUCUCAACUCACCGUCCUUGAAGAUCCUCGACCCCGAAACUCGAGCCGCGUUCGAUUCGGACUACCUGUGCUUUCGUCUGGUCCAAAUGGAUUGCUAUCUCUCGAUGAUGCUGGGGUUGCCGCAGAGCUUGCUUGAAACCGGCUUUGCAACUCCACAGGCAUUGGAGAAAUGCCAUCCCGCUGAGCGUAUGCAGCGCACCCACUGCCUCGUUGCUGGGCGCAUUCUACAGCGCAAGGUUGCCGACGUAAACAGCCUGACCGAACUUCACCAACACGAAAAACUGCUUCAAAAGGCUGCGGACGAGAUGCCACCCCAGUGGUGGCUAAUUCCAGACUUGAAGCCUAUCAAUAGCAACAGAGUAGACAUUCUAGAUGAUACGAUGCGUCUCAAUGACCAACUCACUCAAUACCACCUGCUGAUUAGACUCCAUCUGCCCUAUAUGCUGCGAUCACCAUCAGACCGCCGGUACGAUCACAGCAAGAUUACCGCUGUGAAUGCCAGCCGCGAGAUUCUUUCGCGCUACGUAGCCUCCCGCACGUCCAACCCCGGCCACUUCUACUGCCGCGGCGCCGACUUUCUGGCCUUCGUCGGCAUUGUCGUCAUGUGCCUCACUUACAUCAACUCUCGCAGUCAGGGUCAGAGGCCGGUUGAAACACUGAGCUCUGAUACCGUCUUUAACUUUCUUGCCCAUUGUCGGCCUGCUGACCGCGGCAUCAUGGAGCGUACUCUGGAAGUAAUUGAAUCCAUGGCCCAAGCUAGCGAUGAUGCGAUUUCUUCGAAAUUCUCCCUGGUGACGAGAGAGCUCGAGGUCGAGGGCGAAUUGACCAACGGUGGCAAAGCGCUACAUCUGUACAUUCCGUAUCUUGGCAAGAUCUACUUUGAGCCAGGUGUGGUUCCCAAGUGCUCUGCAACAGCGUCAACUCAGCUUGAUAUGGACACGUCGACCACGCGUGAUACAGAUACAUUGGUGCCUGGUCUGUUCGAAAACAUUAGAUCACUUGCUGGCUUGGAAGGUCCACCAAUGUGCUCGAUCGACAAGCGACCGUUUGGUCCUGAUAUGGAGACUCUGCAAUCGUCAUUUACUUGGCAGCGGCCCUCUCCAUCAGUUGAAGACCUGCAUUGUCAUCACGGCGCCACCCAACCCACCCAAUCGCUCCCUCCGCUGGAAGUUUUCGACGCAGGAAAUGACUGGGGCCUGCAGGGUGUUGACAUAGCCCUUUUUGAUAGUCUUACCCGUGGAAUCACGAUUACAGAUGCGGCUGGAGAGAAUUGGGCGGAAUGGGAUUAUCCGAAAUAG
Penicillium subrubescens is the source of this 2292-nucleotide messenger RNA. RefSeq lists its product as uncharacterized. The record is from RefSeq and is a predicted model, not a curated record. The transcript has 3 exons. The coding region runs from base 1 to 2292 and encodes 763 amino acids. Gene Ontology annotation, molecular function: DNA-binding transcription factor activity, RNA polymerase II-specific; zinc ion binding. Lineage: Eukaryota; Fungi; Ascomycota; Eurotiomycetes; Eurotiales; Aspergillaceae. Gene Ontology annotation, biological process: regulation of DNA-templated transcription.